Molecule: messenger RNA, 2094 nt
Organism: Toxorhynchites rutilus septentrionalis
Lineage: Eukaryota; Metazoa; Arthropoda; Insecta; Diptera; Culicidae
Product: sphingomyelin phosphodiesterase-like
Exons: 3
Coding region: 100-1992 (630 amino acids)
Biological process (GO): ceramide biosynthetic process; sphingomyelin catabolic process
Cellular component (GO): lysosome
Molecular function (GO): acid sphingomyelin phosphodiesterase activity
Source: RefSeq, a predicted model, not a curated record
AAAGGGCGUUAGAAAGUGGACGAUGCAAAUCUCGUUGGCGUGUUUUUGGGCGUUUAAACUUUGUUGAAUCAGUUGUUUGGAGGCAGCGAUCUGACCAGGAUGAGAGCAAUCAGAGUGUUUGGUUUGUGUGUUCUGUUGGCUGGAACGAUUUGCGGUUAUCAGAUAAAACCAAGAAAUUACAACAAAAUUGUCCAGCAACAAAAGAGAUUCAAUGAACGAUUCACCGAGGAAUUCAUGGCUGAACACUUACACUACGCCGAAACGGGUAACAAAUCGACACGGCUGGAGGAACUGUUCGACCAUAUUCGACAAACGCCGGAAAUGUUCCGCCAAGAAUUGGGCAGAAUGCCGAUGGCUUCUCAGGGUAUAGAGUGUACGGCGUGUGGAGCCCUCGCAUCGUUGUUCUUGAGAUAUCGACAAACCUUCAAGUGGGAUCGUGAAAGGCUUAUCAAUCAGGCCGUAACUAUAUGCCGCUCCCUGGAAGUAGUGCGUCCAGACAGUUGUGUGAAGCUUGUGGAUAUAAAUAUUGACGUGAUACUAUAUAUUCUCGAUAAUACCAGAGGUCUUACCGCUCCGACAAUAUGUGGAGUGUUGUUCCAAUCGGGAGCUUGCACAUUAGAGGAUCCUAAAUUUCUGGAUUGGAGUGUCGACAUAGCACCAGGUGGAACUCCAGUUACCUCGUCCAAGACUGGAUCGAACAGGGGAGAGAAUGAUUUGAAGAUUAUCCACAUUACCGAUUUGCACUAUGAUCCCAGCUAUCAAACUGGUUACAGUGCCGUUUGUGGUGAGCCAAUCUGUUGUCGCAGAGACCAAGGAAUUCCAGAAGAGCCAGUGGAUGGAGCCGGAGAAUGGGGAGACUAUCGUGACUGUAGCUCACCUUGGAAAGCUGUUGAAAAUGCUAUCAGGGAAGCGGAACGUCAACACCCGGAUGCUGAUGUAGUGUAUCAUACGGGAGAUAUUGUCGAUCAUGGCAUUUGGGACAAGACAGUUUCGGGAAACAUUGAUUCGAUGAAUCGUGUGUAUUCUUUAUUGAAAGAGGUGUUUCAGAACAGAACCAUAUUCAAUGUUCUGGGAAAUCAUGAUAUAACACCCGUAAAUGCUUUCGCACCGAGUUACAUCAAUCAAACGGACCUCUCAUCUAGCUGGUUGUACGAAUUGGCCGCUGAUUUAUGGGCUGAUUGGCUGUCACCGGCAACGAGACAGACAAUUUUGAGCGGUGGCUACUAUACGAGCCUAGUUCGUCCGGGGUUCCGUGUGAUUGGUUUGAACAACAACGAUGUCAACACAUUCAAUUGGUGGUUGCUACACGAUCCAACCUAUCCGAAGCAUCAACUACAAUGGCUGCAUGAUACGCUUCUUCAAGCUGAAGCAGCUGGAGAGAAGGUUCACAUCCUGGGUCACCUACCUAUAGUAUAUGAGACAAGCUAUAACACCUGGUCCCGGCAGUAUAGACGCAUUCUGGAACGAUAUUGGGAUACGAUCACGGCACAGUUUUAUGGACACACCCAUGCCGAUGAGUUUAACGUGUUCUAUUCGAUCUCAAAUCCCCAACACACCAUCGGUGUUGGAUUCAACGGAGGCGGUACGGUACCGUACAGUAAUUAUAAUCCCAACUAUGUGGUGUACUACGUUAAUCCGGAUACAUAUGAAGUGACAGACAUCGAAUCCUUCUACUACGAUCUGGCCGAAGCUAACCUACAUCCCCAGAGGGAACCACAGUGGAAAACUCUCUAUUCCUUCUCGCGAGAUUUCGCCAUCGUCAACGUUUCUCCUUCAUCGCUGGACUCUUUGGUGCAUCGUUUUGCCGCGAACUCAUCGGAACUGAGACGCUACUGGGAGCUGAAGGUAAAGCGUGGGGAGCCCUUCCUGGAGGAGGGAUGCGAUGGCGAAUGCCUUUUGAACCAUCUGUGCGAAGUCGUUAACAACGAUAUCGGUGACGACCGUAAAUGUGACCAACUCCGAGCGAUAGCAGCGAGCGUUGAAUUUGAGUAGAGAUGGAUAAUUCGAGAAUAAAUAUUGGGAUAAUUUCUCCGCCAAGAUAAUCUGUUUUUUUUAAUGCGCGAAAAGCCGCCGGGAGGAGGCACUCGUGACAAA